ACUAUUAUCCCACCAUUACUUUCUGGUUAUUUCGAUUUCCCCCCUGCUUAUUCCAGCUGCAAAAUCGCCUCAUACACUUUGUUGAAACGUUUUAAAUUCAUCUGAACCAAUGAAUCUGGUGGGCACAGCGUGAACUUUAAAUUAACUACCAAGUGGUCUCAGGUGUGCGGUCAUCGCUUAUUAUAAAACCGCUGAAGCGCAUCGCAGCAAAUCAAAGCCGAGCACCGGAAAAUCAGUUUUAGAAGUGUCAGUUCGGUGUAGCAGCCACAAGAUGGCGCUGGUACACUGUGCUUUGCGUCCGCUGGUCCCUGGGUACUGUGCGCUCUCUGCGGCCCCCGAUGGAGCCAGCGGAUUACAAACUCCAGUUAAGUGGCGCACCGUCCUCCUCCUCCUCCCCAUCCUUCAACCAGAGUGAACCCAGGCGCACGGAGCGCAUCCUCACCGUGCCCGCCCUGUGGGAAUUUAGAAAGCAGCUCUGUUUGGUUGUCCGCGCCAAACCGGCCGAGCUCUGCAGUGUAAGGGAUUGGGGGAAAAAUAUAGACAAAGAGAGUGAGAUGGGUCCGGAGACGGUGAGGUAUCCGUGAUUGUCAAGUAAACGGCGGUGAAGUUCUUCGGCUCCGCUUGGAUCUUUUCUCCAGGUCGCUGAGCGUGUGAUUGUGUGUUCAGCAUGAGUAACAUCUAUGAGUCUGCAGAGGCCACGCUGGGCUUCAUCAGCUCUCCAUGCCUGACCAAAGUGGAGCUGAGAGUGGCCUGCCGGGGGAUCUCGGACCGUGACGCUCUCUCCAAACCUGACCCUUGCGUGGUGCUGAAGAUGCAGUCACACGGGCAGUGGUUUGAGGUGGACCGUACAGAGGUGAUUCGUAGCAGCAGCAACUCAGUCUUCUCCAAGAUCUUCCUGGUGGACUACUACUUUGAGGAGGUUCAGAGGCUCCGCUUUGAACUUCAUGACAUCAGCUCUGGCAACAAUGGCCUCCGUGAUGCUGACUUCCUGGGAGCCAUGGAGUGCACCUUGGGACAGAUCGUCUCUCAGAGGAAACUGAGCAAAGCUCUGCUCAAACAGGGGAACACUGCUGGAAAGUCUUCCAUAACGGUGACAGCGGAGGAGUUGUCUGGUAAUGACGAUUACGUUGAACUCUCCUUCAGUGCUCGCAAGCUGGACGACAAGGAUUUCUUCAGCAAGUCAGACCCCUUCCUGGAGAUUUUCAGAAUUAAUGACGACGGCACUGAGUCACUCGUACACAGAACUGAGACGGUCAUGAACAACCUGAGCCCAGUUUGGAAAUCCUUCAAAGUUUCCUUGAACACACUCUGCAGUGGUGACCAUGACAGGGAGCUGAAGUGCACAGUUUGGGACUGGGACUCUAAUGGAAAACAUGACUUUAUAGGGGAGUUUCAGACCACCUAUAAGGAGGUGAGAGCAGAGCAGGAGGGCAAACAGCUUCAAUGGGAGUGCAUCAACCCUAAAUACCAGUUGAAGAAGAAGAACUACAGAAAUUCUGGUGUUGUUAUUCUCAACCACUGUAAGAUCAUCAAAAUGUAUUCCUUCCUGGAUUACAUCAUGGGAGGCUGCCAAAUUCAGUUCACAGUGGCAAUAGACUUCACAGCGUCCAAUGGGGAUCCCAGAAACAGCUGCUCCCUUCACUACAUCCACCCCUACCAGCCCAAUGAGUACCUGAAAGCGCUGGUGGCUGUAGGGGAGAUCUGCCAAGACUAUGACAGUGAUAAAAUGUUCCCUGCAUUUGGUUUUGGAGCACUGAUACCACCUGACUUCAAGGUUUCACACGAUUUUGCAGUGAAUUUUGAUGAAGACAAUCCUGAAUGUGCUGGAAUCCAAGGCGUGGUGGAGGCCUACCAGAAUUGCCUCCCCAAGAUUCAGCUGUACGGGCCCACCAACAUCGCCCCAAUCAUCCAGAAAGUGGCCUCGUCUGCCUCCGAGGAGAUGCACACCAAAGAGGCCAUGGAAUACUUCAUCUUGCUGAUCCUGACAGACGGCGUCAUCACCGACAUGGCGGACACACGGGAGGCCAUCGUGCACGCCUCCCACCUGCCCAUGUCCGUCAUCAUCGUCGGCGUGGGCAACGCAGACUUCACAGACAUGCAGAUACUGGACGGAGACGACGGAAUCCUGCGCUCACCGAAGGGCGAGCCAGUCCUACGUGACAUCGUGCAGUUCGUCCCCUUCAAGGACUUCAAACAUGCCUCCCCGGCCGCACUGGCUAAGAGUGUUUUGGCAGAAGUCCCUAACCAGGUGGUGGAUUACUACAACGCUAAAGGCAUCAAACCCAAGUGUAUGUCAGACUACGAAUCCACAAGAGCCUUCAGCCCCUGACAAUGGAAUACAUGGAAACACACUCUCAACUACACACCCACACACAUAUAUAUAUAUCAUAUAUAUAUACUUUAUGUACUGUAUAAUACAUAAUACAAAAGCACAAGCACAUAUACACAUACAAACAAACAUGUACACAUAACCAUACUACAUACAGUAGUCUAGCUCAGAGAAUUAGCUCGUUCUGGUGAAACAAUUUGAACUACUCCAUUGAUGACUAUUGCAUGUUUGGCCACAAUGGCAUCACCUGUAAAAUUAUUAAUAUCUACUGUAUAUCUGAAAGAUGUUUAUAGAAAUAAGAGCAGUCUUCUGGACCAGCAUGCAGACCAUAGCACACCCAAAGAAAUGACACUCCUACCUUAUUUAGAUAACUAGCAAGUAAAGACCAAAUAUCUGAGGGUAGGGAAGUCAAAAUAUGUGAUUGCAUAGCUGGAAAUUAUUAGAAUUAGCAUUGCAAAUGUUAUUUAUGGGAAUGGUAGCAUCCCUGUUAGUGUACUGCAUAAAUGCAUGCAUAAUUCAGCUCCUGCUAAUAUCCAAUCUCCAGUAGCCGCUUGCUAGUUAUGAAAUAAAGUAUCUCUGUCAUUUGAGUGACAUUCAGGGUUGUCUUGGGUGUUUCGGGUUCUUUUCUACAGAUUUGUUUGAGAUUUUGCUAAAUGGAAACGAACAACUGAAAAAUUGUAAUAAUUUCUUAAUAACCUUCUUACAUUGUAAAGAGUUUUGGGAGGAUAGCAAAGCGUCUGUGGUAGACACUCAUCUGUGAG
Micropterus dolomieu (smallmouth bass) is the source of this 3090-nucleotide messenger RNA. RefSeq names its product copine IVb (gene cpne4b). Gene Ontology annotation, cellular component: plasma membrane. The transcript has 16 exons. Gene Ontology annotation, molecular function: calcium-dependent phospholipid binding. The record is from RefSeq and is a predicted model, not a curated record. Gene Ontology annotation, biological process: cellular response to calcium ion. Lineage: Eukaryota; Metazoa; Chordata; Actinopteri; Centrarchiformes; Centrarchidae. The coding region runs from base 668 to 2329 and encodes 553 amino acids.